AUGUCGUCCAACCAUCGUACCCAGGAACCGCUUCCCCUCCCCGAGCACGACGUGUUUCUUCCCGGUAAUACCUCCGUGCUGCCGAAGCGCCGAGGCGCUCGAACCCGCAGCCAGCCUCCUGCGCAGAGCCAGGGGAAGGACGUCGGGCGUGGCGACGACGACGACGCAGGCCCCGCCACACCGGCCGCGAACGACGGUACGUCUCUCCUAGACGCCGACUACCGCGCCAAGUUGCGUCUCCCACCGCGGCCUACGCCUCCCCCCACGAUUGCCAAAUCUCGCCGCCUCUGGGUAGACCGUCUCGACGCCCUCCAAGCCCGCCUCGUCGACGUUGACACCCGCUUCGACGAGCAGGAAGCACGCUACGAUGCCAUGGCCGAGCGCCAGCUCCAGUGGGAGGCCGCACGCGCGGGCGACGUCCAGCUUCGCCAAGACACAAUGGAGGUGCUGGGCGAGAUUGGAGAGCGCUUGGGUGCGCUGGAGGAGCGGGCCGAUGCGCUUUUCAAGACAGUGGGCUGGGCGUGGUUCACAGGGGCCGUGGUCUUGCCGGCUGCUGGAUGGGGCGUAUGGGAUGCUGUUGCGCGAUGGGGCUGA
Molecule: messenger RNA, 594 nt
Organism: Paraphaeosphaeria sporulosa
Lineage: Eukaryota; Fungi; Ascomycota; Dothideomycetes; Pleosporales; Didymosphaeriaceae
Exons: 1
Coding region: 1-594 (197 amino acids)
Source: RefSeq, a predicted model, not a curated record